UUUUUUCUUCGGCGCGAUUUUCUGAGUUUGGAAUGACAGGCUAAGACCAACUGGGUUUAUAAUAAGGGGAAAAAUCACAAAUCGGAAACUUUUAUUUGUCUGAGGAUUUAUACAGAGCUAGUUAUUGAUUUUGAUGGAGUAUGUAAAGUCAACAGGAUGCUACCAGCCUCUGACAUCGGACCAGACUCCAGUCUCUUCUCUAGCUGAAGAUGUAGCUUUUGCUGAUAUUACGAAAGUCAGCUCCGAAGAAUUUGCAAAACAAAUCACUUUGAUAGAACUUUCGUACUUUAAAGCCAUACAUAGAGAGGAGUUUGCAAGUUUAAAAUGGAAUGGCAGGGAAAAACACUUGUGCGCUCCGAAUAUCGUUGCCUCAACCAGAUGGUUUAAUCAAAUUAAUUUCUGGGUUCAAAAAGAAAUCUUAAAAUACUCAUGCGUUUCAAAGAGAACUGAGAUGUUGUCAUUUUUUAUCAAAAUUUCCAAAAAACUUGUGGAAUUUAAUAAUCUGUAUUCUGCCAUGUCAAUAAUAUCUGCUCUACAAGUGGAAUGCAUUUAUCGUUUGAGGCACACAUGGACUGGUCUCGGAAACAAAGAUCGGGCAGCGUACAGGCGUCUGGAGGAGCUUUUCAGUCAGAAUGAUAAUUGUCGCAGACAGCGCGAACAUAUGAAUUCUAUCAGUCUUCCUGGUAUCCCUUACCUAGGUUUAUAUUUGUCUGAUUUAACGUAUACAAAUGUGGCUCAACCGCGUAUAAAUGGAAAACCAACUGCCGUAUGGUUCACAAAAAUCAACUCGAUUAUUGAUAAAAUAGCAUAUUUUCAACAAUCUGAAUACUCCUUUGCUGUGGAUGAAACUCUCAAUGCAUAUCUAUGUGCUCAACGCUACAUAGAAGAGUUACAGAAGUUUCUAGAAGAAGAUAAUUAUAAAACUUCACUUAUUUUAGAACCUCCUCCUACGUUACCCACACCAUCCUUGUCAUAUUUACCUCAGAAAAUAUACGGAACAACUUCCUCAACCAUCUCUAGUUCCAAUAAUAGCAAUCUAGACAGUAGUAAUAUUUUAAAGAACCAAAAUAGUUCAUCAACAAACGCAUGUCACUCAAACAAUACUGGGUUAACAUUUGACGGUCGGAAUAGUGGAUUUGGAUUCCGAUCACCGUCAAAGCUGUCAAGUUUCGUUCAUAAUACAAAAAAUUCUCAUCAUUAUCAAAAUCAUAGUCGUCAUGGGUCUAAUGUCUCAUGUAAAGGUGCAACAGUUAAUUCUAGUUUCGAAGCAGAUCUAUUACCUACACUGAUGACGAAACACAUUACACAUUCAAAUGACCAUAUAAACAAUCCCAUACAAGUCUCUAAUUCAAACAAAUUAUUGGAGUGCAAAACCGAUCAACUCAAAUCUAUGCGUAAAGUAUCUUGGGAACAAACUGAAGGCAUUACUAAGGACGAAACAUCUCAAUCACAACAUCUACGGAAAGAAUUCUCCACAUUACCUAGACCUAAAACUAAAAAUUCCUUCAAUGUGACAGAUUCCGAUUUCCUAUGCACUUCAGAGCCCCAGUCUAGUACUCAAGAAUUGGAGUUUCUUUUUCCUGAACAUAAAAGUUCACAGUUGCCUCCAAUUCCACCAAGACCAUUUAUUGAUUGUGAACAAACAAAACAUUCUACUCUUAGUCGAUCGGAAUUAAAAUCUGAACAACUAAAUCUCAGUCAAUCACUCGUAACAACUGACCAAUGUACCAGUCCAAAGUUAUCGUCUACAAAUUAUUGCAAAUCGUUUUCUGUUAGUGGAUCACUUCCUGUUAACGAUGUUUCACAAUCAAAUAUACCAGCUACGUCAUCAGUCACUAAUCUUUUGUCAGAAUUCAGUUUAUGUUCUAUGAAUGAUGUAUUCAACUCAUCAGUGGUUGCUGUAGCCGCAUGCGCAACUUCUUUAAGUGCUGUAGAUGCUUCAUGCACCACACCACCUGCACCACUGUCGUCAUCAUCUGUAGCGGCGAUAAAUCCUAGCUGUGGUAAAUUUGACGAUGUACCAUCAUCAGAUAAAUCUUUUGAACAUCAUUUUUCAAUACUUGCUACAUCAACUCCACCGGAAUCACCAAAUGUCAAACAAAAUUCAUCAACUACGGAGGCACACGUCAACAACAGUCCGUGCAUUUCAUACUCAUCAGUAGUCCCUGACUAUUUUGGUGUUAGAGUUAUAUGUCAAGGUGUUGUUCAACGUCGAACUGUAUACCGUUUCACACCAACAACAAAUACCAAUCAAAGUUUCGACACCGUUUGUUCAAAUAGUGCUAUGUUUACAUCGUCAAUCCAUGCUUCUAAUUCUUCUCUAUCCGGUUCUUCAGUGAUUGUCUCGGGAUCGACGGCUACAAGACAAAUGUUUCACAAUCCAUCCUCUGCGUGUCGACCAUCUGGGUUCUCUAAAUGGCGUCGUUUGUGGGCUACUUUGGUAAUGGUAGGUGAUGGUCUCACUGCCUACAUGAUUUAUUUUGAACCAAAAGUAAAGAAUGCAGUCUACCGCAAUCAGUUUCAGGCUCACCAAUGCCAAAUCCAUUGUCUGUUUAGUCCUCCUGCAAUUAGUGCUUUCAAUUGUCAGAGUAAAGGGAAUAAUUUUAAAAAACUACAGAAUCCAACUGAUGACUCGGCAGAAGUAGACGUAGCUGAGGUUUCGGAGCUUCUAACAGAAUCAGACUGCAAAUCCGAGAUCUGUACUAAUAUUCAUUUUAAAACUGCUUAUGACCUUCCGAAUCCCAACUUAUUAUUCAUGGCUGCGAAAGCAGAGCCUGGUAAACAUCGAAAUGGUACUUUAGACCCAGACUCCUUUUUGCUGACUGACUUCAUUCUAGGCAAAACCUAUCGCUUUCGACCAAUGGUUUUUCCCACAGAAAACCCUACAACCAAUUCUUUACCAAAACCUGACACUAUUCGUUCCAGUGGAGCAUUAAAUUGGUUUCUUCGUAGUGGCCUACAAAGUUCCCAUGCCUGCUCUAGAGUAUCUCAGUCAUCUGGACAAUCAUUUUCUCCAGAAGUAAAUAGCCCUGGUCGUACACGUGGUCUAUCGGCUCCGGGAUCGUUUAUUCAUCCCUAUGUUGGUUCUCGUUCUUCUGUUAAGAAAGGCAAGAGAGCUGCUAUAACUGAACGUAGAGACUCAUCUACACUCGAAUGUUUAUCAACCAACGAGAAUGUUGAUCUAUGGCUAAAAUGUAUUCAGUCUGUUAUGGGACAAAUCUAUAAAGCGUAUCUACGCCAAAUUGUAUCGUCACACUGUACGACUCAAUCAAAAGCUACAAAUAGAACAAAUGACAUUUAGUAAUUCAUGGAUGUACUUGUCAACAGUUUUGGUCGUAAUAGUCAUUUGUUUGCAUUUCAUUGUGCUUAUUUAGUCACGCUUGCUUACCAAUUUUUAUUUCCUUCAACACUAUUUAUCCGGUGUUUUCAUUCUCUUUGGAUAAUUUAAAAUACUACAUGUACAUAGAUUUUAGUCGUUUAGAUUGUUUGUGUUUUAUUUUACUCGUAUGCUUAUUAAAUUCAGGUUCAUUUCUAUUUUACAAUGAUUGAUCUAAAAUCUUUACUAGUGUAGUUAAAUAAAUUGUUUUGAUAUCUUAUUACUUUAUGUAUAACUUACCUCUACACCCAGUGUUUUGUGCAUGUAGAAGAUAUUUUCAACUAACCAUUAUGGAUUUUAUUAUUUUGUAGUUUAAUUUUACAUCCUUCUAUCAUAUACCCUGAUAUUUCAGACUCAAUCUUCGCAUUUGUUUAGCUCUGUGCUAAUAAUGAUUUCCGAGUACAAUUUUAUUUGUUAUCAAAUGUUUAGUAAUAUAUUCUCUUACUUCUUUUGUCCAUUUAUGUGUUUAUUUUUUGUGAUACAUGUACAGUGGUAGCUCAUUACUACCUUCGAGGUUUUGUGAGUUCGUAACUUCAGUUAGUGUAAACAAAGCGCCUUCACUACAAAUGUGUAUUAUAAUAUAAGUUCUGAACAAUGAAAUUCAUAAGCAUGAUUGUUAAUAUGAAUAAAGCCAGUUAGGUAAAGUAAGCACACUGAAUGCGAAAAGAUUGUACGAUUUCGAGAUGGAUGCUAAAUACGUAAAUGCUCACCUUUAGGUAAUCAGAUUUUAGCAUAAGAUAAUUUUGCAUAGUCAUGUAAAUAUUGCUCUGAUCAUACGUUAUAGUGAUCGGACAUAUGUGUAAUCGAAGUGUGGUAUUAGUAUUACGGCUCACUUCGUUGGUCCCAGGUAGUUUUUCUGAUUAUUACCUUCGUGUUGAAUUAUAUAAAUUCCAAGCGUGUUGUUGAUCAAUGAAUUUGUACUUGCUAAGUUCGGUAUUGGUCGAUUGUUAUCUUCCUAAAGCUGAACUCGAGUUAGAUCCUUCCAUAAAAUGUUUAUACCGUACUGAUUUCUCUGCUGUUUCACAUCGUCACAAAACGCCUGCUGAACCAAAAUGUUCAUGUAUAUCAAAAAACUUAGUAGCUCCGUGCUACUUUAUUGGAAUGUUUUGAAUAUUGAGUUUUAAAAUUUCUUACUUAUGCUUCUUAUUCCCAAUGGAGCAUAGGUUGCCGACCAGCAUUCUCCAACCCACUCUGUCAUGGGCCUUCCCGUCUAGUUCUAUCCAAUUGUUGUUCGUUCUUUUCAUAUCUGUUUCCAUUUCUCGGCGUAAUGUGUUCUUGAGUCUUCCUCUUUUCCUUUGGCCUUGAGGAUUCCAUGUGAGAGCUUGCUUUGUGACGUAGUUGGAUGCCUUCCUCAAUGUGUGUUCUAUCCACUUCCUCCGCUGAGAUCUGGUUUGUUCUCCCCAACAGUAUGUUGAGAACUACUGCUUCUACACUGAUCGUCUUCUCCUGCAUUUGUUGUUGCAUGUGCGAUAGGAGGGCCAUAUCACCUGGGAAGUCUAGAUCGUUAGGCCACAUCUCAUCCUUACCCCCAGAUUUUAACGUCUUCAUGAUCCGGUCGAUCAUCAGGAGAAAAAGGAAGGUUGAGAGUAAGCAUCCUUGCCCGACACCGGUCUCUACUUCGAACGAGUCUGUCAAUUGUUCUCCAUGCACCAUUUUGCAGUUAAAUCCAUCAUAUGAAUUCCGUAUGAUAUUGACUAUCUUCUGGGGCACGCCGUAGUGUCGAAGAAGUUUCCAUAGUGUUGUUCUGUCCACGCUAUCAAAUGCCUUUUCGUAGUCAAUGAAGUUGAUGUGGAGUGAUGAAUUCCAUUCAAUUGAUUGUUCCACAAUGAUCCGUAGAGUUACGAUUUGGUCUGUACAGAAUCUAUCCUUCGGGAAUCCUGCCUGUUGGUCACGAAGUUGAGCGUCUACGCAGUCCUUCAUCCUGUUUAACAAUACUCUGUUGAAGACUUUUCCCGGUAUUGAGAGAAGAGUGAUGCCCCUGUAGUUAUCACACUUGCUGAGAUCGCUUUUCUUUGGUAUUUUGACCAGAGGUCCUUCUUUCCAGUCUUUUGGUACUUGUUCCUCAUCCCAAAUCUUAUUGAAGAGAAUGUGGAGUAUCCUUGCAGUUACCGCUACGCCCACUUUCAGUGCCUGUGUUGGAAUGUUGUCUGGUCCUGUUGCUUUGCCACUCCUGAUUUGUUUGAUGGCCAUGCUGAUUUCUCCAAUUGUUGGUGGCCAACAUCGGCUGGGAGGUCCGUGUGUGCUGCUUCGAUGUUGAGUGGUUUCAGCGGAGCUAGUCGAUUCAAGAGUUCUUUGAAGUGUUCUACCCACCUGUUUCGUUGUUCUUCAAUGUUGGCGAU
This is a messenger RNA of Schistosoma haematobium, 5715 nucleotides long. RefSeq names its product RasGEF. The record is from RefSeq and is a predicted model, not a curated record. NCBI's taxonomy places the organism in Eukaryota, Metazoa, Platyhelminthes, Trematoda, Strigeidida, Schistosomatidae. Gene Ontology annotation, biological process: positive regulation of GTPase activity; Ras protein signal transduction. Gene Ontology annotation, cellular component: plasma membrane. The coding region runs from base 134 to 3301 and encodes 1055 amino acids. Gene Ontology annotation, molecular function: guanyl-nucleotide exchange factor activity. The transcript has 11 exons.